Messenger RNA from Mercenaria mercenaria, 1480 nucleotides. RefSeq lists its product as uncharacterized. The transcript has 6 exons. Lineage: Eukaryota; Metazoa; Mollusca; Bivalvia; Venerida; Veneridae. The record is from RefSeq and is a predicted model, not a curated record. Bases 73 to 630 code for a protein of 185 amino acids.
CUGCUUAAAUUACUGCUCCCUCAGCCUCAGGUAUUUUUUGCUCAGAACGAGGCUAUUUCGAAAACAGUGAAAAUGGCGUUUAUGCACAGAUUUCUGUGCUGGAACUUACGAUCAGCGUCUAUUGUUUGUUUUAUAUUUGUUUCGAUUACAUCAUUUUUUGCACUUGUAAUGCGCCUAGUGGAUCUUCUUGCCAUAGGAACAGAUUUUGAGAUCAGUCAGGGUUUCCAUACAGCAUGGAGGUCACAUCAGUGGAGAGCAUUUCUGGCGAGUGACAUAGUUUUGACUUUUGACCAUAUUGUGAUAUGUUUCUUCAGUAUUUUCAUGCUGAUGCAAGUCACAUACCGGCAUUUUGUGAUGUACAUGUUCUGGUUGAAGUGGUUCAUCAUUCUUUUCAUCACCUACAUCUUCAUUGAGUUCUGCUUCUCCGUGUUUGAGUAUGCAUACUACGGCAUGAACACUUUCAGAUUGGCAUAUGUUGUUUGGACAUGGCUGUACUGGCUUGGCAGAACACUUUGCAAUAUAAUGUUCACAGUGAUCCUGUUUGCUAGAAAGCAGGAGAUUCUAGAGGAGACGGAUCGUGAGUUGCGAUUUGCAGGAGAGAAGAAGCGUCACGGGCUCGGAUACUACUAAACAGUUGAUCUGUACAAAUAUCCCGAUACAAAAUGACAUUUGAAAUGGUUGUGAUGUAUUUACUUUGUAUACAGUGUACUCUAGAUCUACUUGUACAUAAGCUAUUUGUUUUACUGGAAAAUAACAUUAUUAUAUGGUUCUUUCCUUAAAGUUUUCUAUUCAUUUUCAGCUAUUGUUUUGACAUUUCUCUCAGUUAAUAGAUUUUAAGUAUUGCAUAUUUAAGAUAGCUCUUCAAGUUUAAUUGAAUGAAGUGUUUAAUAAACUUAAAAUUAAUCAUAUUUCUUGCAACAAGCAGGACCUUUACUUAGUUAUCAAGUCUAUAGAUGUAUAUCAACCUUUUCUACAGUUCAAUAUUAUAUUUGAAUAUAAAACCUUUUUUUUUAUAAAACAUCACUCAUAUGUAUAUAUAAAUCAUUCUCAUUCCACUUAGAACUAUUCCGGUUCAUUUUAUAUAUAAGCUGUAUAUAUAUUUCAUAUCAAAGAUUUUAAAACAUUCCAUUUUUUCGUUUAUACAUGUAUUAAAAAAACUUGUUAAAGCUCGAGUAUAACUAUAUUCCUUAGCUGAGAGUAAAAUAUGACCGUCUUGCAAAAAAAACGUUUAUGUCUAUCAGUGGGAGUAAUAUAGUUUUAGAUAAAAAAUAAAUCCUCUGUUACGAAAAAGUGAUCCUAAAUUAUAGACACAUAUCUUUUAAAAUGUUUGUCUUUUUCCAUUUAUGAAAAUAGUUUAAAAAAUAAUAAAUAUCACUCAGAUGAUCAAACUUUGUAUUUGGAGGAGGAAUGUUUUUAGAAUGAAUAUCAAAAUAAAACUUUGUACAUAACCAUUUUUAUAUUAAAUAAACUUGAUAUAUCA